Nelumbo nucifera (sacred lotus) is the source of this 2285-nucleotide messenger RNA. RefSeq names its product putative WRKY transcription factor 14. The record is from RefSeq and is a predicted model, not a curated record. Gene Ontology annotation, molecular function: transcription cis-regulatory region binding; DNA-binding transcription factor activity. NCBI's taxonomy places the organism in Eukaryota, Viridiplantae, Streptophyta, Magnoliopsida, Proteales, Nelumbonaceae. Gene Ontology annotation, cellular component: nucleus. Gene Ontology annotation, biological process: regulation of DNA-templated transcription.
CACUCUCUGGGUGUAGUCUUAGAGAAACUACUUUAUUUUUGUGAACAACAGUUUCAACCUUCUUAGCCUGUUUGCUUUCAUGCUUCCUCACCAAACCCCAUCCCUGAAAAGUAAUUAGUAGCCAAACUAGGCGCAGAAAUCGAAAAAUAAUUCAUGGUUUUUAACGUUUGUUUGAUGCAAGAACGAUCAAACUUCAAUCCAGUUAGGUCGGGCUGCUGCUCUUAUUUUUAGUUUCUCAGCUAGAACUAUGUGUAGCUUCUUUUGGCAGAUCAUGGAAAAUGAUCAUGGAGAUUUAGCAGACAUAGUGCGUGGUGGUGGUGGAAGUAAUGGUUAUGGUGCUAGUACUGAAAAUACUAUUGCUGAUUGGAAAUUUCCUCCAGAAUCUGCAAAUUUUCCGUCGGAGAUCGAAGAACCAGCUGACAGCUUCGGUGAUCCCUUCUCUACGCGAGAUCCUAUGCUACCUGAGCUUGACUUAGCAGGUACAGGCUUAUUUGACACCCCGAAUUCUACCAGCAGCCUGAUGAAGAUGAGUUUUGAGGACAAUAAUUGUCUUAGCAGUGGUAGUCUUCUUGCUCAGAAGAUUUUUGACGAGGAGAUGAGGCCUUGCAAUAUCUUUUCAAGAAUGCUUCAGAUUUCACCAAAUGUGAAGAUUCCGGUUUCGCCAUGUGAUAUAUCGGCGGUUGUGUCUUCUCCUAGAGAAAUUAAGACACCUCCCAUGGUUUCUAAUGAUAUGGUCAGGACUAACAGCUCAGGUGGCUGCACAAUCGACAAUUGCGGAGUGCAGAUCUCUUCCCCGAGGAAUCCGGGCAUUAAGAGAAGAAAGAGCCAAGUGAAGAAGGUGGUUUGCAUUCCAGCACCAGCAGCCGCAAAUAGCAGGCCAAGUGGAGAAGUAGUGCCAUCUGAUCUCUGGGCAUGGAGAAAGUAUGGUCAGAAGCCUAUCAAAGGUUCUCCUUACCCGAGGGGCUAUUAUAGAUGCAGUAGCUCUAAAGGCUGUUCAGCGAGGAAACAAGUAGAGAGAAGUCGAACUGAUCCUAACAUGUUGGUUAUCACCUACACCUCUGAACAUAACCAUCCCUGGCCAACACAGAGAAAUGCACUGGCCGGCUGCUCAAGGUCUCAGCCUGCAAAACACAAUGCAGCUCCCAAGAAUUCACAGUCUUCUCAGACAGAAAAGUCGACAAACAUGAAAGAAGAAUACAAGGAGAGCAAUAACAAUAUUGUGCCGCACGUUAAUGUUGCUGCCGAGGAUUUGACAACUAGUGCACCUGUUAAAGAAGAAAUGGGAGAGAUAGAGAAGCAAAUGGAUAUGAAUGAUGGUGAUGAAUUAAGUCCAGAGUUCCCCCAAAGUUACCGGCCAGGACCACCAGAUUCAAACCAGUCUGAAGACUUCUUUGCAGAUUUGGGAGAAUUGGAACCUGACCCUCUAAAUCUAUUACUCUCCCAAGGAUUCAACGAAGGAAAAUCAGAUGAUAGAGAAACCAAGACCUUGGAUCCAUUCAGCCUGUUUGACUGGACAGACAACUCGUUUGGAGAAACUAAGAGGGACUUGUAACAAGGCUUCGGAAAUAAGAGUAACAAAAACAACUCUAGUUAGUUUUCUUAUGGUGCAAUCUCAUUCAAAGUGUCUUCCUAUAAACAUUUCCUAUUUGAAGUUGAUAUCAGAGGAGUUUACUUUUUGUUCAGUUCUUGUUAUUACCAGAAUGUUUACAGAUUAGGAAAAGAGCAGAGAGUGUUGGUUGAUUGGGAGCAGACCCAUGAGACCCACAUUCUUUGGAAUAUUGAUGGAUGGGACAGAAAGCUGAGGAACAGAAGCUUUCAACAGUUGGAAACAAGUACAUCUUACAGUCUUGACUGAAACGCCCUGCAAGGAAGUUGAUAUUAGAUGGGACCUUUUCCCCUUUCGUUAUCUUUCGAAGUGAGGAAAAUUAUUCAAGCCUCUUCCGUUCCUGUAGGUAUUCAUAGAAAAACCACGCUUUAGCUGCUUUGGUUGCUUUGGCGAGAAGAAAUAAGCGAAAGAUGACAAGAUAGUGAAAGGGAAGAAGAGAGAGAGAGACGGAAGAAAGAGAAAGGAAAAGCUUGACUUUUCUUAUCAGUCCCCGUUGCAGACAUCAAGAAACGGAGAGAGAGAGAAAAAAAAAAAGAAGGGAGCACAUUAGCUUUUAGGUUCCUGGUCAGCUUUCUGUUUCCCUGGACACUUUUCACUCCAGAUUAUAUACUUUGGAGAUUUAUUACUUGGAAGUGUAUCAGCUGCUAAUAUUGUUUAUGAAACACAAAUUUUAACUAUC